Molecule: messenger RNA, 813 nt
Organism: Glycine soja
Lineage: Eukaryota; Viridiplantae; Streptophyta; Magnoliopsida; Fabales; Fabaceae
Exons: 3
Coding region: 1-813 (270 amino acids)
Source: RefSeq, a predicted model, not a curated record
AUGGCGGGUUACAUUACACUACUUCAGUGCUGGAUAUACGAGCACUUUCUGACGGUGCAUCAGUGCAUCAUUGAUGAUGCUUAUGCUGAGGCAAGCCCACGUGCCUCCAGGUGGCUUACGAGUAAGGCUCAUAUGACGAGGAUCAAGAGAGCCCAAUACCGGGCACGUAUAAAAGCCCUGACCGUGACUAACGUGUUCUGGAUGCCCUAUGCUGAGCACCGAGGAGUUAAGGGCUUUGACUUGAUCUCGGCGUACACGGGCCAGCUCAGAUGGGGUCAGAUUGUCGUCUACGUUCGACCAGAGCGGGUUGUUCGACAAUUCAGGUACAUUCAGACCGUCCCUCCGCCGCCAAUUCGUGAUUCGUUGACAGAUGCUGAUAUAGACGGUCAGUGGCUGCACUUUUCAGACCAUCUAGUACCUGCGGGGGAGAUCUGUGCAGUUCCUGUCCAGGUGGCACCAGAUUACAUGGAUUGGUUUUUUUGGAUUUUGCACCCGUUCGUCACGCCGACCGAGGACAAUGCUGAGCUGAGACAUCCGCCUACCCCACAUGAUGAGGAGUUCGUCAAGCCACCUAUCCCGGAGGUUUCAAUUGCAUCCGAUCUCCCUACGUAUUCAGUGGUUGACUACCAAGGAUGUCAAGGGAUGGCUGAGGAUUUAGGAGCGAUUGCUGAGGAUUUGGAGCGGGUCAUCAACCUCAGGAUGGUCAUUGAAGGCACUGACUUAUAUGCCAUCAUGGCUCGUUACAUGAGGAGAGUUAGAGGUGACGCCGCAUAUGGAAAUCUUAGGCCGCGACAAAGACGCCGCAUAGAUUAG